Phlebotomus argentipes is the source of this 2629-nucleotide messenger RNA. RefSeq names its product ubiquitin carboxyl-terminal hydrolase 36 (gene scny). Gene Ontology annotation, molecular function: cysteine-type deubiquitinase activity; cysteine-type endopeptidase activity. Gene Ontology annotation, cellular component: nucleus; cytosol. Gene Ontology annotation, biological process: protein deubiquitination; regulation of apoptotic process. Bases 249 to 2621 code for a protein of 790 amino acids. The record is from RefSeq and is a predicted model, not a curated record. NCBI's taxonomy places the organism in Eukaryota, Metazoa, Arthropoda, Insecta, Diptera, Psychodidae. The transcript has 4 exons.
AUAGUGUAGCCAACUUCACGCCAGUCACCAUAUUUCUUCUGUGAGACCAAAUGUACAUGUGUUGUGGCAAAAAGACAAUUUUCUCCCGGAAAUAGGUGUAAAAACUGUGCGUGCGUGAUUGGAAAAUGUGGCGUCGCGUGCCGUGCACGGCGUAGAUGUGACACCGUGUUGAUUGAACGGUGUUCUCCCAUUGAAAAACUCAUUCGCACACUGCCUUUGGGAACGAGAACCCCAAAAGAGUCGCCUCGAUGGUUUGUGACGUGAGUGCGGCUCUCCGCGAUUCACUCUCGGCGGAUCGUAAUCUGCAAACGCAGCUUGUCAGCACAACAAAACGAAUCCUCCUCACGAAGAUCGAGUACGAAGAUUUGGAUACACACACCAAUUGUGACGCCCUCAAGUCCAAGUACAUCGUGCUCAAGCCGACCUCCGGCGUGGUUUCCGGUGUCACUGCACAGCCCAAGAUGCCUGGCGUGUCCGCCGCCGGUCCUUGCUCGAGUACCAACGGCACAUCCUCGGCGUCUGCGAAUGGAAGGGAUGCUCAGCUGCCGGCGCCGAAGCGCGUGCUGUUCGCCAGGGACAGCGUCCAGGUGGGAUGGCGAGCCAGUGGGCGCAAGUGGCAGGUGGGAGCUGGCCUCAUCAACAUGGGCAACACCUGCUACCUGAAUUCCACCCUUCAGGCGCUCUUCCACGUGCCGGCGAUUGCGAACUGGCUCAUGGCGGACGAGAGUCACCGUGAUAAAUGCGAGGAUCUCGGUGGCGGUCAAGGUGGCUGUAUAAUUUGUGCAAUGGCGAGAACGCUGAUCUCCUCCCAGAGUAGUCAAUCACCCAUCAAGCCGUGGCUCAUCCACUCUAAACUGCGACUCGUGUGCAAACACUUCUUCCCAGGACGACAGGAGGACGCGCAUGAAUUCCUGCGCUACCUUGUGGAGGCAAUGGAGAAGGCGUACUUGGGCCGCGUGAAGAACAGCCGCGAUUUGGAUCAGUACAGCAAGGAGACGACGCCUCUUAACCAGAUCCUGGGCGGAUAUCUUCGCUCCACAGUCAGGUGCUUGGCCUGCGGCCAUGUGUCGACGACUUUUCAGCACUUUGAGGAUCUUCUGCUGGACAUCCGGAAGGCCAACACGGUUGAAGAGGCCUUGGGCGGCUACUUUGCCAGGGAGCGCCUCGAGGACAUGGGCUACAAGUGUGAGGCGUGCAAGAAGAAGACAUCCGCCACGAAGCAAUUCAGUCUGGAGCGCGCGCCUGUGGCGCUGUGCAUUCAGCUGAAGAGGUUCUCGAUGGCGGGAACGAAGCUCAAUAAGCACGUGGCGAUUCGAUCACGAUUGGACCUGACACCGUACACUCGCGGAGGUUCCGCGACGGCGCCGCUGGUGUACAGACUGGUCGCGAUGGUGACGCACUUGGGGGCGUCGCAGAAUUGCGGUCACUACACGGCGAUCGGACUCACAGACACGGGCAGCUAUUACCACUUUGACGACAGCUCUGUGCGCCCCAUUUCCCUGCAGAACGUGCUGCAGACGAACGCCUACAUAAUCUUCUACGAACUGGAGGAGGGCCCCACGAGAGUCCACCAGACACCGCCGAGCACCGCCACGAGUGCGAGCAGUCGCGAGGGCGCGCUGAACGGCGAUCUGGUGAAUGGCAGCACGAACGGCGUGGGCACGAGUCAGAAGGCGUCUGAGUCGCCCGUGAAGCAGUUUGCAGCGGGCGCGGUGAGCAAGCUGGAGACAAUGCCUGGCUUCAUUGGGCCACUGCUGCCCGGUGAGCGCGAGAAGAGUCCUGAGCCGCGGAAGGUGACGCUCAAUGGUGAGCCGCACCAGAAGAUCACCUUCAAUAUCACGCCGCCCAGCGCUAGAGUGUUGUCAUCGCAGAACAGUCAGAGCAAGCUGGUGAGUGUGACGAAGAAGAUUCACUUCAACGGGAGCUCCAAUGGCGUGAAGGCGGCAGAAAUGACACCGCCGGCGGCGAAGAAGGUUAAACUGACGGCAGUGACGCCGCUACAGGCGAAGCCCAAAAGCCUGGUGCCCUAUGAAUCGGACGAUGAGUCCAAUCCGUCGGAGAAUGAGGAUCCGGUGAUUGUGAAGACGGCGGCCGGGGUGUACAAAGUGACGCCAGUGGACGAGGCGGUGGUGAAAGGCGUGACAAACGGACCUGUCCGGAAGGCGGAAAAUGGAACUGAGAUUAGAAACACUGCCACGGUGAAGACACUCGUGAACAUGGGCGGACCCUGGGGAUACGGCACGUCCUCCGUGUACACGUGGAACGGACAGAAGACAACGAUAGAUCGAGAGGUACAGGAGGAGAAGAAGGAGGAGCGAAAGCGCGAAUUGGAACACCAAGCGGAGAACGGGGACUUCGACAGGGGAAAGAUGAAGAAGGUGAAGAUGCACCAUCCGCCCGGGAAGGACAAUCCGGGCUUCAAUCCCUUCCAGGAGUACCAAAUGCGCAACUGGUCGUGGAUCAACAACGGCCGCCAGGGGUACCAGGGCCACAUUUAUCGGCAGAAGUCGCACCACUACCAGCCCUAUCGGGGGCACGGCGGCGGUGGUUUUCGUGGGCGCCAUCGCGGCGUCUUCCACAGCAACUUCCGCUCCCACCAUGGCUACAGACGUGACAAAUGAGGGCAUUU